AUGUCCCGCUCAUUUGACUGGGUUUGCAAGGACGUGGUCAAAAAACUUCAAGGAAAAGAUUUGAGUCCCGUCACCCGUCUGUCAGAUGCAAUGAAGUUCCGGCAGUUUGCAAUACUGCAGAGGACUCCUCAGUCCCUGUUUUGGAAAUCUGAAGAUACUCCAGUUGGAUAUUCCCUCCUGCAGAUCUUAGAGCCAAAUCUUCCAGUUCCAGAGCCUGAGGUGUCAGCUCCCAUCCCCCUCAAACACACUGUGUCCCAGAAACUGAAGGCUAACACGGGGGUCAACGCCAUUGCAGAAGGAAGUGUGUCAGCAGCUUAUGCUAAGUCCUGUGGAUAUGAAAUUGAGGUUCGGUGUACCAGCAUCCCAGAUUCAAACCUGGAAAGUCUUCAAAACAGGAGACUUCUGGAUAAGGAGCCAUCAUUUGUGAAGGAUUGCCGGAUGGGAAGGAAGGACCUGUAUGUGGUGACGGAGGCCUUUGAAGUGACCAAGGACACUGUGCUGGAAGGCAGUAGCAGUGUCGACCUGUCAGGAAAAGCGCUCAUCCCCCACGUUGCCAAGGCUCAAGCCCAGGGACAGUGGCAAAGGGAGACAACGGAUUCAGUGCCUAUCCAGAAGGGUGCGGUGGUGGCCUACAAGAAGAAGCAACUUGUCAUUGAGAAAGACACUUGUGGUGAGAAGAUGUGGGGGGCAAGUGGGAGUGGGCACAUGGUCCCAGUUGGAAGGAUAGAAGAACCCUUCCAGCAAGAUUUCAAGCACCUUCAAAAUGAGGUUUCUGGAAAAACAGAGCAACUGGCUAUGCUUUCAAAGGAUAUUCAAGAAGUUGUGUUCUCUAGCCUGCUGCCCAUGCUCAGUGACAGGGAGAUUCUGUAUGACCUAAUGAACAAGCUGGAACUGGAUCAGUUGGGGCAUAUGGAUGGCCCAGGUGGUGCGAUCCUAGAUCAGCUGCGACAGGACUCCAUACCCCCAUGGAUUGACCUCAGGAACCUCAUUCUUUAUCUCCUUCAAGCCCUGAUGGAGCUGAGUGAUACCCAACUCAAUCUGCUGGCCCUGUCUAUGGAGAAGAGGCUCCUCCUCCAUCAACGAGAGCUGGUAAAGAGCAUCCUGCAGCCCAACUUCAAGUAUCCCUGGAACAUCCCCUUCACCCUCCAGCCUCAGCUUCUUGCCCCACUCCAGGGUGAGGGCUUGACUAUUACUUAUGAAUUGCUGAUGGAGUGUGGUCUGGAGAUAGAGCUGAAUAAUCCCAGGUCGACUUGGGAUCUGGAAGCCAAGAUGCCCCUGUCUGCCCUUUAUGGUAGUCUGUCAUUUCUGCAGCAACUUGUAGAAACCUAA
Molecule: messenger RNA, 1329 nt
Organism: Chionomys nivalis (European snow vole)
Lineage: Eukaryota; Metazoa; Chordata; Mammalia; Rodentia; Cricetidae
Gene: Gsdmc
Product: gasdermin C
Exons: 10
Coding region: 1-1329 (442 amino acids)
Biological process (GO): pyroptotic inflammatory response; defense response to bacterium
Molecular function (GO): phosphatidylinositol-4-phosphate binding; phosphatidylserine binding; phosphatidylinositol-4,5-bisphosphate binding
Source: RefSeq, a predicted model, not a curated record